CCUAAAAAAAAGAGAGUAAAUAAUGAGCUCCUCUAUUAUGCUGCUAGCGGUGUUCUUCGUCUUCGCUUUCGUGGCGCCGCGAGCGAUCGAUGCCGCCGAUCUCGCCAUGCGAGUGGAUGCUGGAAGCGCUGGCCGGAGGAUUCCAUCCACGCUGUUUGGAGUGUUCUUCGAGGAAAUCAACCAUGCAGGGGGAGGAGGUCUCUGGGCCGAGCUCGUCAGUAACAGAGGAUUUGAGUCUGGGGGCCAAAACACUCCAUCCAACUUAGCGCCAUGGUACGCGAUUGGUGACGACUCCCAGGUGUGGCUGGAGUCGGAACGAUCCUCUUGCUUUGAGCGAAACCCAGUUGCUUUGAGGAUGGAAGUACUUCGAGAGGUGGAAGGUGGGGUGGGAAUCGCCAAUCCAGGCUUUUGGGGAAUGGACAUUCGAGCUGGGAACACAUACAAAGUUUCUCUCUGGAUACGAUCUCUCGACAAAGUCAAUCUUUCCAUUGCGUUUACGUCAAGAGAUGGAACAACAACUUUGGCUCAAAGUGAUCUCAUAUUGGACGCUUCAGAGGCAGAGGAAUGGAGCAAACACGAGAUGGUUUUGGAAGCUUUUGACACCGAUCACUACGCUCGACUUGCUCUGACAAGCAUGCACAAAAGAGUGUUAUGGCUCGACCAGGUUUCAGCGAUGCCUGAAGAGACGUACAAGGGACAUGGAUUCCGAAAGGAGCUUGCGCUCAUGCUUGAAGAUUUAAAGCCAGGAUUCGUUCGUUUUCCAGGCGGAUGUUAUGUUGAAGGUGGAAGCCUGCGAAACGCGUGGAGAUGGAGAGAUACAGUCGGCCCCUGGGAGGAAAGGCCUGGUCAUUUUGGUGAUAAGUGGAAUUAUUGGUCGGAUGACGGGCUCGGGUUUUUUGAGCUUCUCCAGCUUUCAGAGGACCUGGAGACCUUGCCUGUCUGGGUUUUCAAUAACGGGAUCAGUCACUCGGACGAGGUUUUACCGGAGCUUCUUGAUCCUUUCAUUCAGGACAUUCUUGACGGUAUUGAGUUUGCAAGGGGACCUAUGACUAGUAAAUGGGGUCGAGUUCGCGAGGCUAUGGGACAUCCCGAACCUUUCCCUCUUUUCUACAUGGCUAUUGGUAAUGAAGACUGCGAGAGGCAGUACUACCACGCGAACUAUCUAAAGUUCUACUAUGCGAUAAAGGAAGCAUAUCCAGAUAUCAAUCUGAUAUCUAACUGCGAUGGAACACUAAAACCUCUUGGUCACCCGGCUGAUCUGUUCGAUUUCCAUAUCUAUACGUCUGCAAACACUUUGUUCUCGAUGGUUCAUAAAUUCAAUCACGUUUCCAGGGAUGGUCCGAAGGUUUUUGUGAGCGAGUAUGCAGUUGUCAAGAGCGACGCAGGACAGGGAAGCUUUCUUGCUGCUCUUGCGGAAGCAGCAUUCCUGAUUGGUAUAGAGCUCAACAGUGACAUAGUCGAAAUGGCAAGCUAUGCUCCAUUGUUUGUCAACACAAACAACAGGCGAUGGAAUCCCGAUGCUAUAGUUUUCGAUUCAUGGCAACAGUAUGGAACACCAAGCUAUUGGAUGCAGCACUUCUUUAAGAUGUCAAACGGGGCAAAACUUUUACCGUUCGCGGUCGAGAGUUUAAACACAAGCGCGGUACCCGUAGUUUUAUCUGCUGUACGCAUAGAAGAUGGAACCAGCCUCGUGUUAAAGGCUGUGAACUAUGGACAGUUUCCAGUAGAGAUUCGAGUGUCUCUGGAGGGAGUUUUGUCCAACGAGAUCGAUAUUUUUGCUUCGACCAUCACAGUUCUUUCUAGCGAAAGCCUCAUGGAUGAAAACUCGUUCCAGAAUCCUCAUAAGGUGGUGCCUAUAACGAGCUUGUUCCUUAGCGCGGCAACCGACAUGGAACUCUCACUGCCGCCUUACUCCAUCGUUGCGCUUGGUCUUCCACUGUUAUCUUCCUCGAGAGCUGAUAUAUAGUGUACGUGUUAAAAAAACGCAAAGGUUUUAGGCU
Messenger RNA from Selaginella moellendorffii, 2000 nucleotides. Its product is annotated as alpha-L-arabinofuranosidase 1. The coding region runs from base 23 to 1966 and encodes 647 amino acids. NCBI's taxonomy places the organism in Eukaryota, Viridiplantae, Streptophyta, Lycopodiopsida, Selaginellales, Selaginellaceae. The transcript is spliced from 17 exons. The record is from RefSeq and is a predicted model, not a curated record. Gene Ontology annotation, biological process: L-arabinose metabolic process. Gene Ontology annotation, molecular function: alpha-L-arabinofuranosidase activity.